GCGAUUGAUAAGGUAGUCGUGUUAACAGAUUCCCUUGCUAGCAACAUUCUGCAGCAGUUUGUGGAUGCAUAGCGAUCUCUCCUCUUCAAUACAGAAGCAUGAACCAUAAAUAUCCAAUGGAAGAUUACUUUGUAACCUGGAAGCAGGAAGAUGCGCUGGAAGUUUUGCUGGACUACCUCUACCUGAUGCAGGAAGCAGCAAACGCAUAUGCCACAGAACUCAUCUGGGCCUUCCUACUGAUGAUUGGCGCUGUAAGUCUGUGGAUAUGGCGUUUACUGGGCCUGCAGGAAGCCGAGCGUCAUCACCUGUACAUGGCCAACUCCCGCCCGGUUUUCUCGCGAUACUUGUCGCCUUUCCAACCUUCCUACUUUGCGGCGGUUUACAAGAGUCGGUUGGCUGCUAAAGACAGAUCCACAUCUGAUGGUGGAGGCAUCCUCAGUUCCAGUGACAUAACAACUAGUGGUCACGAUGAACUGUUUUACAAGUACCGCCCCGUUCCUCGAGGACUCUGGCGCUCUUAUGACGCCAAGGCGGAAAACGAGCGAUCUGCUCCGGAAGAGAGGUUUCUGGGACAGAGCAACACCAAAGGUGGCGCAAGGAACCUGGGGAUGUUCCCAUCUCCUCGCUAUCACUCUCCAAGCCUCAAACUGCUCGGCAGGCAAAGGUCAAGUAGCACCGCGAGACUGUCAUCGAUUGACAAGCCUAAAAAAACCGAGCACCAGCGGUCGCCGGAGCAUUACCGAUUCAAGUCCUCCCAUCGACUACAGCAACCCAUGAACUCUUUCGACGACACGCGCUUCGUGGAGAUUUCGACGGAGUCCACGGCCGUGGUUCGCAAGCAGGAUAACCUUCAGGAUCUGUCGGAGCAGACCACUCGUCUAACUUGCGAUCAGGACUGGACAGUCGCCGGCGACAGAAACAAGGGCAUAGCACCUUCUGAUGACCCGAUCCACGGGGCGCUGCACACAGGGCGAAAGAUUUUAGGCCGACUAGAAGUCAGUAGUGACAGCCCAACCAAGCUGCGGGGGUUCUGGAACAAAGUGAGUAGGAUCCCAGUGAAAAGAUACAGCGAUGAUCAAGGUUCGCAGGUGGAGACCGAGAAGGCGGAAAGAGAAGGAGAAGACGAGAAGAUCGUUAAAGGUGAGGCUGAGCCCAUACCUGCGCCGGAUGGAGGUCCCAGCGCCGUCGACAAAGUCUUACCUCACAGUCAAGCUAGCAGGCUGCCGCCGGUCCCAACUCUGGUAGAGCCCUCUGCCGGCACUACUGCGUCGUCCUCCACACCCAAAAUCGACGCCGCGUCUGCCAAAGAUUCAGUCACCGAUCGCGGGACCAGCAGCUCCCUGGGGUUAGGGGAUCUGGAAGCAAGCAAGAGCAAGGAGACGCCAAAGAACAUGUGCUGUCUUUUGCCCGACAAUGCCGAAGAAGAGCUGGUGCAGAGGCUGAAAAGAAAGAUGCUUUCUUCCAAGUUCGACAGAAGCAGCAUCAACAGCAGCAGAAUCAAGACCCCGACGCCGAUACCGUUAGCUCGGAGGAAGAGCUGGUUGUCGGAACCAAAGGCAGAGACGUCUCACGACCCUUUGCUCGGUGCCAAGAUCCCACCUUACGCCAGCGGAGCCGCUCCUGAGGACGAAAAAUGCGACGUCCAAGGCGAUCAGACAAGCCCGUCUCAGGACGGAGCGCAUCGAGCGUCUAAAAGGUAAGGAGUCAAGCAGCUCCAUGCCGCAAUCUCUCCAACCGAAGACAACGCCUGGGAAGUCCACGGAUAACGAGGUGUCACCUGAGAGGUCCAUCGAAAUACAAUCGGCAAAGGAAGCUGCUCGCGACACGGGAACUCGCGCUUUGACGAUGGAGAGAGAAGCGGAAAUAAGCAAGAAGAGGUCAGCGGAUGCUGGGGAGACCGGUUUGGUGAAAAGCGCCCUUGACGCUGGGGAGCGUCUGGCCAGACUAAGACGGCGUCUUCAACAUUCGCUGGAGUAUCUCAAGCAACAACAGGUGGGGGAUAGGAAAGCUGUCAGCGACAGGGAAGAGACAAUGACCAAGGAGGCCAACGAGACACUGAUGCCUCCUCCGCAAAGAGAACCAGCCUUCCCUCGUGGAGACGCCCUGCAACUGGAGACUCCGGCAGUUAAAACGGUGGAGAACAAUUUUACAAGCAUCUUUCCCGUCAACAGAAAACUCGAAAGAUCCAGUAAGACUGUUGUUGCCGAAGAAAAGGUGUGCGAGUUAGAAAGCAGCGCUGCGCUACUCACUCUGUCCAAACAAGACGAUCCCACGAAACUAGAAAGAAAUUGUCUAGAAGUGCUCUACAAAAACAAUCUUCGCAUCGCCUGAAAGAAACCUUUCCAUUUACAGAUGGUAAAGCUGGGAAUGCUUCGCCAGAAAGGGAAACUAUGGCCACGUUUUCUGUCUCACAACGGUGGGAUCAUCUACAGCAUCGCAGAAAGGGCAGAGGCAGGAGCAGAGAAAUGAAGGAGACUUUCCUGCCGUCGGAAUCCAGCGAUAGCGAUAAGAAAAAACCGAAUGAAUUUACGCCGGUGGCCAAUGCAGACGACAGCGAAGUUCGGGACCAGACAAGUGAAGUACAAAUCUCCAAAAGUGUGAGAAGCAAUUUGCCUACAGAACUCGGCGUCAGCCCUAACAUAUCGGAAGCUGCGAUAUCAAAGACUGGCACUAAAUCGUUUAGUCGUGAAGAAAUCUGUAGCGAAAAAGUCGCAGGAAAGGAAAAUGUAUGGCAAACCCCCAAACUGGAAUCUGGAGAGAAUGCAGUACCAACUAAAAGUGCUUCGCAGGGCUUCAGUGAAAAAAUAAAGUAUCGGUGGAAAAACAAAACAAGCGAAGAGAAGCGAUGAAGAUGAGAAGGAAAGAGAAUCAGGACUUGCCCCAAAGUGAGUGCGCCCAGUCAAACAUAAGUAAUCCCGACACUGUCUUAUGUCAGCCACCCAAAGACUUGGGCGCGAAUGGCGAGUCCGAAAAUGUGCAAGAAGAAGCCAUGGACGCACCUAAAACUUGGUCAAAUGAACAAAAUCUACCUGCUCAAGAAAACCCGGUCAAGAACGACAAUCUGAAAGAAACCAAUGAAUUAUGCUCCACACAGAGUGAAGAACAGACUCCCAUGAAAGAGCUUACACAGACACCAAGCAAAGACAGCUCAUCUCCAUCUAAAGCUAGACGUUUCCAACCGGACGGCACGCGGGCACUUUCCGAGCUCAGUACCAACAGUUUAUUCACAUCCAAACGUAACCUGUAUCAACCCCGUCAACAGGAACAAGAGGGCAUCAACCAAGUCGACAGUACCUUUCCCCGCUUCACAGCUGACCAUGAGCAUGUCCUGGAUGAGACUGAUGGUUCACAGGACUGUGUGGACUGGAAGCGCGAAGGGGAUAUCACUAUCCGUCGUCGUGUUCGCUGGCGCCGUCUUGCGGAAAGGCAAGAUACGGUAAAGAUUCCCCCUCCAGUGCCACCUAAGAUCUGCCGGCGGGUGGCCAGAAGCCCGACAGAUACUGUACUAAAUAGCCUGCUGCCAUUUUCUGCAGAGAUUCCUCCUCAAAUUCAUAAGUCAGCUGAGAAUAUGCCCGAGGUGCUUCUCGUGAAGCCUUCUGUGGGCACCGCAUUGGAAGACAACCUAAAAGAAGAAAACAAAAACGCCUUCCCAGCUGAAGUUGAGUCUCAGCCGUUCUCCAAGGAGUCAAAGCCACCCAAGCCACAGGUGUCUCCAAAGCCAGCUAAAGGGACCUAUAUCAGCACCAUAAGAAACACCACUGCAUCUGAGGAAGGUGGUGAGUCGAAGGGAGGGGCCAACAGGGUAGAGAUUUGUGAGGAGAAAUUCCCUAGCCCUAAGGAAGCUUCCUCCAUCUUCAAAGCCAAAAUCGAGAUGUCUGAGCAAGCAUUUGUCAGAGAGGCUAAAGGGGAAGGAGCUGCCCACAAGACCAGUCGUCACAACUUCAAGGAGACUUUGCAAAAGUUUCAGAAGCACAUCCGUGAAGGUGACAAGCCACCCAGCCCGGAGCAUGCUUGCAAGGCAAAGAAUAACUUGGGCACAAGCAUGAAGUUCGAACUUGAAGGAAAAUCUUGAAUUUUUUUUAAAAGAAUACUGCUACCUGUAUGAAGCAGGACCCAGAUGGGGCCUCAUAUUUCAUCUGCUUUUCUGCAUUGCAUUUGAAGUGUGCUUGAGCCAGGAUGAGUCAUUAAAAAAUCAUUUAUCAGAUGUCAGAGCAAUAAAGAAAAUGUUGAGAAGAAUGGCUGCCAAAUCUGUACCUCAGCAUCAAUUUCCAUGACAAGAUUGCUUGAACAGAAGUAGCUAAGUCUUUAUAGUUUAAACCUUAACCAGAUAACCUUAGCAACUAUGCAUCUUUAGACACUGGGGAUUUCUUAUAAUCUACGCAACAGACGCAAUAAAACGGGUAACACUGCAGGUUU
Molecule: messenger RNA, 4416 nt
Organism: Pomacea canaliculata
Lineage: Eukaryota; Metazoa; Mollusca; Gastropoda; Architaenioglossa; Ampullariidae
Exons: 7
Coding region: 99-1700 (533 amino acids)
Source: RefSeq, a predicted model, not a curated record